AUGCCCAAUACGAUGCUACAAGCUCCGAGUAUGUACACUACGCAAGAUCCAGCCAUGCAAAUGAUGCAAUUUAAUAACCAAUUGCGUAGUAUACAACAAUCCUAUAAUACCCCCACAAUGUCAUCUAUGAAUCCACUAUCAGUCAGAUAUGUUCCAAUGGACCAGUUACUCAGAAAUCCUGCACAAGAUCAACUUGUUCCAACAAUGGCAAUGGCAUCCGUUGUUGGAAUGCCGAUUGGUCAACCUCAAAUUAAUAUGCAACAAAAUCCUACAAUUCAAAUGCAGUCUCAAAUGAAUAUGCAACAAAAUCCUACAAUUCAAAUGCAACCCCAAAUGAAUAUGCAACAAAAUCCUACAAUUCAAAUGCAGUCUCAAAUGAAUAUGCAACAAAACCCUACAAUUCAAAUGCAACCCCAAAUGAAUAUGCAACAAAAUCCUACAAUUCAAAUGCAACCUCAAAUUCCUACACCUAGCCAAAUGCAACAGAUUAACAAUACGAUUCAGCAACAACAGCCAACGAUCAAUAUAAGUCGUUCGAGUCCAGUACAUAUGAUACAAAAUCAUCAAGAAGUAUUUAGAGGUAGUUCAUUACCAAAUUCUGAAUUAUUAAGACCUAUCAAUGCCGGACCAUUAUCUCGAACACCAAUCGAUUUUAGUAGCUCAAGUCCAUUGUUUGAUAUGGUAUAUGAACAUGAUAAUCGAUCGUCAAAAAAUACAGCACCAACAUUAUACCGUUGGAAAAAAGCAUCACCGGAUGGCCAUCGCCGACGACGUUUAUACAGUGGCAGCAGUUGUUAUGAAUCAGAUUCAUCCGAUUAUAGUGAUGACGAUUUGCAGUGGCACCGUCCAACAACAAAACGAGCUUCAUCAGCAAUGGUAGGCGGAAGCUCAAACGGGAAUCGAAUUCGACGUGAUAGUAAUGACAGUGACUAUGGACUCUCUGUUAAUUAUUCACCAAUCGUAUAUGAAAAAAAUAAUGGACAUUUAUUACCAUCAAUCAAUUCUAACGUUUCAUCGAACCAUGCCACAUCAAAAACUAAUAACAGUAAUACAUUAAAACUUCUGAUGUAUAUUAACGAUAAUAUCAUUGGCAAAGACUUUACAAUUAAUGGGCCAUGGGGAAUUAGACGAAUGCUUUAUUGUGAUUAUAUUGCAUCAGGCAGAGCGCUUCAAUUUAUUGAGCAUUUCAUUAAAACAACUGUGUUACCAUUAUACGGAAAUACCCAUAGUGAAAAUAGUCUAUGCGCAUUACAAACAUCAAAAUUUCGUGAUGAAGCACGAGCUCUGAUUAAAAAAUCUGUCAAUGCAACUCAGGAUGACGUAGUGAUAUUUACUGGCUCAGGAACAACUGGUGCAAUACAUAGACUUAUAACAGUAACACUUUCUGACAAAGAAAAUACAGAUAAUAUUGUUGUAAUGAUCAGUGCAUUUGAACAUCAUAGCAAUAUUCUUCCAUGGAAAGAAACAGGAAUUGAAGUUAUACGUAUUCCAACAACAAAUCAAGGAAUAUUAGAUAAAAAUAUUUUAAAAGAAAAACUUCAAUAUUAUACAAAUUUAAAAAAGAAAAUUAUUUGUUCAUUCAAUGCCGCUAGUAAUAUAACGGGUAUUAGAACAGAUGUCGAAUCUAUUAGUACAUUAGUUCAUACAUACAAUGGUUUAAUAUUUUGGGAUUACGCCACAGCUGCUCCCUAUGUUAAAGUUGAUAUGAAUUCUUCAGCAUUAGGCUAUAAAGAUGCCAUAUUUAUAUCUGUUCACAAAUUUAUUGGUGGACCUGGUACACCAGGUGUAUUAGUGGCUAAAAAACAUCUAUUUAAAAAUAGAAUACCUGGUGCAUGUGGUGGUGGUACUGUCAACUAUGUUACACGAACAUCCCAUGAAUAUAAUAAAGAUAUUGAAGUGAGAGAAGAAGGUGGCACACCAGACAUUGUUGGUUCAAUUCGAGCUGGAUUGGUGUUUCAAUUGAAGGAUGCAUUAGGUGACAGUUUUAUCGAAGCUGAAGAAAAUUCUUUAGUGAAAAAAUUCUUUAAACGAUUUCGAAAAGAUGAUAAAUUAAUUGUUCUUGGUUCACGCGACGUACCUCGAUUAGCCGUAUUUUCAUUUUUAAUUUAUGUUCCGAGUAUAUGCAAAUAUCUUCAUCAUAAUUUUGUUUCUCUAUUAUUAAAUGAUUUAUUUGGUAUUCAAGUACGAGCUGGAUGUGCUUGUGCCGGACCCUAUGCAUUGGAUCUGUUGAAUAUUGACAAUGUCAAAACAAAAAAAUUUAUAAUGUUUAUGACAGAUGAACCAUCUCGUCGUGUAGAUCAAGAUAAUGAAAAGGUUGAAAAAACUUUAAUGAUGAGACCCGGUUUUUGUCGUGUAAAUUUACCCUAUUUUGCUCCUGAAGAAGAAAUAAAUUUCAUUUUGGAUGCAAUAGAAUUUGUUGCUAAUUAUGGUUGGAAAUUUUUACCUUUAUAUACUUAUGAACCGGUGAGUGGUGCAUGGAAACAUCGUGGUCUAUAUCAACCUGUUUGUUCAAGUCUAGAACAAAUAACAUAUAGAGGAGGAAAAAUGCAACAACAUGGACGAAAAGAACAAUAUGACAAAGUAACUCAUGAUCCAUUGAGAGAAGCAAAAUUAAUUAUGCAAGAUGCAUUAAGACGUGUGGAUUUAAUUGACUAUAGAAUAGAUCCACCAUUGAAUAUUUCAGACAAAUAUAAAGAUUUAAUAUGGUUUGCGCUCCCUCUUGACAUUGCCACAAUGUUAGCAAAACAAAGAGAAGGACAUGAACAACGAUAUAAUAUAAAUGAUUUACCAUUUAUACCACAAGAAGCAAAGCAAUUAAAUAUUCAAAAACAUUCCAAUCGUGGUGAUAUAAUGGAUGAAAAAAGAAGUAAUGAUUCGAACAAUCGUAUUAAAAAACAUGCUCGAAUAUCGUCUCAACAUAAUUCUAAUAUACAUCGUUCACAUGCUGAACAAUAUCAGCAAUCAUAA
Molecule: messenger RNA, 2967 nt
Organism: Didymodactylos carnosus
Lineage: Eukaryota; Metazoa; Rotifera; Eurotatoria; Philodinida; Philodinidae
Source: the annotation of a GenBank genome assembly